Messenger RNA from Monopterus albus (swamp eel), 3371 nucleotides. RefSeq names its product thromboxane A2 receptor-like. Bases 313 to 1425 code for a protein of 370 amino acids. Lineage: Eukaryota; Metazoa; Chordata; Actinopteri; Synbranchiformes; Synbranchidae. Gene Ontology annotation, cellular component: plasma membrane. The record is from RefSeq and is a predicted model, not a curated record. The transcript is spliced from 3 exons. Gene Ontology annotation, biological process: positive regulation of cytosolic calcium ion concentration; positive regulation of vasoconstriction; adenylate cyclase-activating G protein-coupled receptor signaling pathway. Gene Ontology annotation, molecular function: thromboxane receptor activity.
CAGGGGUUACUGCCGACAGCCUGCUCUAGGAUUUGUUUAUGGCUUCUUCCUUUUUUCCAGCACAUGGGACUUGGUGUAUGUGAAGUGUUUCCCACUUGCUGCUGCGAUUAUUGAUUGUGUCAUCAUUAGUAAUCUGACAAGUGCAGAGAAAUAAUUUGGAUGGAUUAAGUGCAAACUUUCCCGCUGAGCAGCAGCUCUGUCUCUGCAAGCACUUCUGUGGUGGUUGACACAAGAAAUGAAAUUCGUCUGACUGGUACUGUCUUUCCAUCUUGGAGUCAUCUUAAAUCAGUGAGCCUGCGCCCGCUGGCCACCAUGAAUGCCUCAGCACUGCCGCUCAGCAACAACACCCCGCUCUGCUAUUCCAUCAACAGCCCUCCUUUCAAUUACCACCCCACCAUCGCCUCGGCAUACUUCUCAUCCAUCUUCAGCAGUUUGGGUCUCAUUUCAAAUCUCAUUGCCUUCAUUGUUCUCCUCAAGUCGUUCCGCCAGACACACAGCCAUUCACGUUCCUUCUUCUUGAUCUUCCUGGGUGGCUUGGUUGUCACUGAUUUUAUGGGUCUUCUGGUCACAGGCUCCAUAGUGGUCUCCUUCCAUGUUACACACUUUAAUUGGCGUACAGUAGACCCCAACUGCCACUUCUGCAACUUCAUGGGCAUGUCCAUGGUUUUCUAUGGCCUGUGCCCACUGUUGCUUAGUGCUGCCAUGUCUGUGGAGCGUUUUAUUGGCAUCAACCAUCCAUUUGCACGCUCUGCCAGUAUGCCCAAGAGCCGGGCAAUCUCCAUGGUGCUGACAGUGUGGUUGAUUGCUGGCUGCAUAGCGUUGCUGCCCCUAACAGGCAUUGGGAGUUACCAUAUUCAGAUGCCCGGCUCCUGGUGUUUUUUCAACAUCAGCUCUAAGGGAAAUGACCUGGCUUUCUCCCUGCUCUUCUCUCUGGCCGGGCUGAUGUCUCUCACUGUCUCAUUUUUGUUGAACACGGUGAGUGUGGUGACCCUGAUCAAGGUGUGCUGCGGACAGGACAGGAACCAGCGGCGCCGAGACUAUGAAGUGGAAAUGAUGGUUCAGCUCAUUCUGAUUGUGGUCAUUUGUUCUGUCUGCUGGUGCCCCCUACUGAUCUUUAUUGCACAAACUGUGCUGUCCGGAGCAUCUCUCCAGAUCAAGUACCUACUGCUAUGGCUACGCUUUGCCACCUGGAACCAGAUCCUGGACCCAUGGGUAUACAUCCUGUUUCGCAGGGCAGUUCUUAAAAGAAUCUACCCUCGCUUCGACUGGUCCCGGGGUUCCAUCAUGACCUCGUCUUUCAGCAACACCCUCCGCAGGUUCACACGCACUUCACUUGGAACUCUUGGCUCAGACGGUGCAGGUGAGAUGGAGAAAUCAAGUGUAACGGCUCCAUCUGCCUUGAAGCCGCCACCUCCUUCUCCGUGAUUAAUUGGAUUUGAGUUGUUGCAGCAGACAGAGAGUUGUCACUAGGGUCAAAGUAUGUGUUAGACAGUUGGCACUCUGAUCAGUUUUUAUGUUGGCUGUGGCUGUGAAUAGGAUAAGAUGCACACUGAAAUGUUUUUUCAGUAUUUUCUGUAACUUUUUUUUCAUGGCAAAGUACAAAGACAGAGUGGGAAUAAAAAUCUAUCAAUACAAAACAAAUCCAUUAUACUUAGCACAUUGUAAACUAGCUACCUGCCCUGCUGUGCAUAAAUGUACUUUUUCAUCAAGUGCUUUUAUGAUGUUUGAGUUAAAUAGGGACAAUGUAUGAUCAGUCAUGUGAUUACUUUACAGAAAUAUGAUGCUUCAUUCUGGUGGGAUGUAAUGUCUUUUAAACACAGGUAUAGUAGACGCUGUUCAGAUGCUCUCGAGCAUCACCAUAGACUCAGAAAUAAUAAUUUACCGUAAUUGUGUUUUCAGACUCAUGCUAAGUACUGUUCAUGUGUUGUUCACUUUGUGAAAGUAUUUAAAUAGAAAAUUUGAGGGCAAACUCUUAGGGUGGAACAGUGGAUCCCAAGAGUAUCAACAACUGAAAACUAACUUAUGCUGAUCUUGCAGAGACACUUCUAGCUGAAGAUUUAAUUUGCCUCUUAUUUUGGCAGUGUUUUAUAUGUAACAUUAGACUAGUAAUAUAUUGUUUACCAGCAGUGUUUUGACUUUACUUCACCGUAUUACCAGUGAGGGCUGGUUUUCCUAAUUACUGAUUUCAGACUCUGCUCACCCAUAUUCUCAUUUAACACUAUAGGUGUGUAGCCAUGCAGACAAUUUUGGUUUUAUUUUACCCAGGUUUUGAGAUGCCCAAUUUUCAGAUUUCUACACUGGAAGUGGAUGGGAAAUUCAUUUGUCCUGAAAAAAUGUUAUUGGAAAAUAUUUUAAGUGAGUAGAGUCUAAGUGUAUGCAAGAUUAAGUGGGAAAGUACAUGUAGCCUUUGUACAUAUAAUUUCAGUGAACUGACACUUUUUAAAAAAGGCUUUACCUGGUUUAUGUUGGUGUUACUGUCUUUCAAUCAAGUAAAUGAUCAAGGAUGGAAAAAAAGUCCAAUAUUUAUAUCUGAAGAAGGUGCCAUUGUGUUAUCUAAACUGGUUUUAUUUUUUGCCUACCUCAGUUUUAAGUUUGAAUAAUACCAAUGUAAAUAUUCCCUAGAUCCAUAGUUACUCGAGAAAAAGACUAUUAAAAUUAAUUAAUGGUUUUCAAGGCAACAGAAGAAUUAGCUUUGAUAUCCUAUGAAAUACUAAAAAGUCUUAAUAAGGGUUCAUGAUAUUAAAUUUCCGCUAUCUUUCCCCUUGCUUCUUCUCUGGGCCUCAGAUGACUGAUGUUAAAGCAGUUGUUAUUUCAUCGUGUCAGAGAUGUUUAACUUCAAAUUGCUGUCAAGUGAGAAAGUGUUUAGAGCAACAUUGUAGGAAGUGGGGCAGGAUUCAUUCAUUGGAUAAUUCAAUUUCAGUCUGAAAUUUGUGCAGUGUCAUUUGAGUUCAAUUGUCAUAUUUUGCUGAAAAUUUGUUUUUGUCAUUUAUUACACGACCUGAUUAUUCAGUUCUCUACUGGCAUCUGCUCAACUGUCACACAAUUGCACAUAAAUAUAGUGAUAACCUGCUUUUAAACAUUAUAUAACAAAUGCUUGCUUGUUCUGGUUGUUGCGAAUGGAGAAGUAGACUAAUAGUUUUUGACUUUGGGAUUGACCCAAAAAUGUCUUCUUGUUCAUUUCCUGUUUAGGUCAGUGGGUUUUCAUUAGAUAAGCUUUACUGUAGUUUAUGUGAGUCCUGGGCUCCUAGAUAGCUACUAUGUGGUUUUGCACCUGCAUUUUCUAACACAUUGUUUCUUUCCAUAAUGGUCUAUAUGUGUGGGGAGGAAACCCCUAAACCUUGUAAACAUUUAUCUAUCAUCAAAAUAAAAAG